AGUUCUUGAAGUUCUUGUAGUUCUGUUCUUGAAAGUUGUUCAUCAUCAUCAUCACCUGCUUUAUCUUCUUUAUUCAAGUUUGUACGCUAUGAAGCACAUGAGGGACGACAGAGAGAUGGACAUGGACGGAGAGAUGGAGAGCAUCCGCACUGCCAAUUUUCUUAUGUUGCUUGCUCGUGGAAACGAGACGGAGCGGGAAUCUCAGCCGUUGAGCCGCGUCUUCGAGUGCAAGACGUGUAAUCGUCAAUUCCCUUCAUUUCAAGCUCUUGGGGGUCAUCGUGCUAGUCAUAAGAAGCCGCGGCUCCUCGACGAUCAUCAUGGCCGGAUGCAGAACUUGCAAAAGCCUAAAGUUCAUGAGUGUUCUAUAUGUGGACUGGAGUUCGCGAUCGGUCAGGCCUUAGGUGGGCAUAUGAGGCGCCAUAGAAAUACGAUAGAGGGAUUCUCUGAAGUGCAACCUGUUGUGAAGAGAUCGAAUAGUAGGCGAAUUUUCUCAUUGGACUUGAACCUAACUCCUGAUGAGAAUGAAUCGAAUAUCAUGUCGGGUGUUUUGGGUGGGAAGAUUUCUUUGGUCCAUUGAUUAUGAUACACGAGUUAUAUUAGUUUUUUUGUUUGUAUUCUUUUAAUUCAAUUUUAGUUUGUAGAUAUUCAUAUGAAUCUAUAUAUCAUUUUCAUCUUAUACACGUGGAAA
Magnolia sinica is the source of this 688-nucleotide messenger RNA. Its product is annotated as zinc finger protein ZAT11-like. The record is from RefSeq and is a predicted model, not a curated record. Lineage: Eukaryota; Viridiplantae; Streptophyta; Magnoliopsida; Magnoliales; Magnoliaceae. The transcript has a single exon. The coding region runs from base 89 to 577 and encodes 162 amino acids.